CACAAUGCAAAUUUGAUUUGAGGUUGAGGAUAUGUAGACUUUUAAAAUUCCGAACUUUUAAACUUCCAAAGGGCAGUAGAAGAUGUUGAAAUGUUUAUAUUCCGAUUAUGUCUAUUUUCAGGAUGGAUAGCGCUUUUAAUUAAUGUAAUAGACUUGAUACCUUUGAUGAAUUUCGACAGCCCAAAUUCAUUGCCAUAUAAUGAAAUCAGCCCACAAAAUACCAUCAUCUCUUGUGACUUUGUCUCAAAACGCAUAAUUUUAUAUCUUAGAAAGUGUUCACACUCAAUCAAUGUUAGCGGUUUUGAGCGGCUACCCAGUCACGCAUUUAAUACGUAUUACGAAAACCUAUUUUGUGUUACUGGAUACCGUCUACAAGUUGACGACCGUAGAUUUAUUAAUGAAUCUUCAACCAACGAGGUUUAUGGAUUGUUCCUUCUUUCCAAAAACCAAUUAAACGGUUAUGUCAAUAUUUCAUCUUCAGAAAUACAUCCAUCAGGCUGUACUGUUUUCGUUGAAUCUAUAAGCCAAAAACUAAAACAAAACAACAAUAGUCAGUUUCACUCUCCUACCAUAUGUCAUCUAUUCGGUGCCACAUAUAACCUCACUAUUUCCCAUUUAAAUGUUACAAUUUUUGAAGUCAAUCCUAACUUAUCUUCAAAUAUUCGAAAAUCGAAUUCAAUUUUAUCAAGUGGGAAAAUUUCAAAAUUUGAUUCUCUCAAUUCAUCUAUUAAUUCACCAUCAUUAAUCAACACGCAAUCAUUUGAUUCUUAUGAUAGUAAUAAUAACAUAGUUAAAAAAGUGAAGCGCUCUCCUACAUCAAUGGCGAAUACUUCAACUUUGAAUACAGUACAUGUUGUUCAUCGUCCAGGUGAAUUGCAGCCAUAUGUGAUGGAGUUGUUUAUGGUGGCAGAUGAAACUUUGGUUGCAGAAUUUCGUGGACAAUACAAUCAAUUGGUUUCUCGUAUUAAUAUGAUUAUUGCACUUGUGAAUAAGUUAUUUGCUCCAUUCAACAUUGUAAUCACUGUUGUUCGUUUAGAAAUAUGGGAACAGGAUCGUGUUAAUUUAAAAGUUGAAGAACAUCAUCUACUCACUGCAUUAGCACAAUUCAAACGAAUGCAUGCUAAUGUACGUCAUGAUUGUUUACAUGCUCUAUUAGGUACAAAAGAACAAGGUUCACGAACUCGUGGAAAAGCUAAUCACAUGACAAUGUGUAUUUAUUCACGCUGUGUUGGUUAUAGUAGAGUUUCACCAACAUUCGAUAUUACUGAAACAGCUCGUACUAUGGCACAUGAACUUGGACAUAAUUUAGGUUUAAGACAUGAUACAGAAGAAUGUGAAUGUCAAGGUUGUAUAAUGGCUACUGGUGUUGAAUUCGGUACAACAAUUAUGCAAUGGUCACCAUGUUCUAUAAGAGAUUUACCAGGUUUAUUAAACUAUGGCAUGGGUGUUUGUUUGCAUGAUUUACCAGCAAGUGGAAGUGUAACUAUUAAUUCAUUUGUACCAAACUCUCAAAUAUUAUCUACAAAUCAAAAUCCAAAUAUCACCACUAUUCCAAGUGUUGUACAUAUUUAUGAUUGGCAAAGUGAAACAAAACGAAUUCCUAGCAGUCGUUUAUUAACAACUAUAAGACAACGUCAUUCUACGUCGUCUAGUGUUGAAAAGAAAUUUGUGAAUAGUUUAUGUGGUAAUGGAAUUCUGGAUCCUGGUGAAGAAUGUGAUUGUGGUACACAAACUUCAUGUCCAGAGAAAUGGCAAGCUUGUUGUGAUCCAAUGCAUUGUCGAUUACGUGGUAAAUCUGAAUGUGCUGGUGGUCCAUGUUGUGAUAUUAUUCAAUCAGAUUCAAUGGGAAAUAAUAAUAAUGAUCAAACAUAUUGUAAAUUAAAAUCUUCUGGAACUAUAUGUCGUAAUGAAUCUGGUACUUGUGAUUUACCGGAAUACUGUGAUGGACAUAGUCAAUGGUGCCCAGCUGAUGUAUACAAAAUUGACGGUGAAUUAUGUUAUACUAAUGAAGGUCAUCGUGCACAUUGUAUUCGUGGUGGUUGUCGUGAUGCUGAUGGUUGGUGUCGUGUAUUAUGGGGUAAAACUGCUAGACGUGCUGAUGAACAUUGUUUUUAUGAAAAUGAAGUAAGAAGUAGAAAAUCUAAUGUAGAUUCUGUAGCAAAUUGUGGCAUUCAUCGACCAUUAUCGAAAGAUCGUUGGGAAGAUGUGAAAACAUGGACAGGAAUAGCUUGUGAAACAUGGCAUGAUACAUCUUGUGGUCGAUUAUGGUGUCAGCAUCAAAAUGAAAAAGCUAUGCUUCUUGGUUGGAUUCAAUCACAAACACGUGUUAUUCAUUCAUCGGGUCAAUCAUGUUCAGCGCUAGUUUAUGAUCCAGUUUGGCCAGCUUCAGAUCCUUCUACAUGGGAUGAGAAUAAAUUAGUUCAAAUUAAUGCAAAUGGUGCAGGUGUUGGCAUGUAUUCAGCAACUACACAAGAUGCUGGCAUGGUUCCUGAUGGAACACCUUGUUCUCGAGGUUUUUGUUACAAUGGUUCGUGUAAAUCAAUCAAUGAUCUUCGUCGUCCACAUUCAUGUUACUGUAAUGGUCGUGGUAUUUGUAAUAAUUUAGGACAUUGUCAUUGUUCACCUGGUUACAAACCACCAUAUUGUGAAGAAAGUGGAAAUGGUGGCAGUAUAGACAGUGGACCGCCUCCAAUAAGUAGGAUCAACGAUAAUACAUUACUUAUUGUAAUAUGCUUACUGUUCUUUGUGAUUCUACCUUUAAUUGGUUUUGGAGUAUACUAUGUAUUUAUACGUUCUGGUAGAUGUUUAUUAAGUACAUCAAAAGAAUUUAUUUAUACAAGUAGUGGUUUACGUAAACCAUGUGAUAAGAAUUGUACAGAAUGUUUUUGUCAACUAUUCAAUUUCCCAGCAUCGUGUACAGAACUACUCACAAGAUCUAAUCGUACAAAAGUAGUAAUCAACAAUAGUAAUACAAUCAUUGUGUCAAACAUGACAAAUCCAAAAACUCAUCAAAACAAAAUGAUAGACUCAAAAAACCCUACCCCUUACUUGCAUUCUCAACUGUUGAUCCACAAGUCACAGCAAAUAAAGAAUUCAUCAACAGUCAAACCAAUGGACACUGUAAUAUCGCAUCCAACGGUAAACUAUCAAACGGUUCUCACAAAUCAAUUAAACCAAAAGCAGUCAGUUUUGAACCAACACCUCCGAGAAAAGAAACCACCGAUUUCAAUGAAAUCAAAACCAAUCGUGCACAGAACACCUUGUUCACUAGUUUAUCAACAGAAAAUGGAACAACGACAGCAAAUAAAUACCACGGUAGAGAGUCGAAAGGAGCGAUUCCAAAUUUAAUUUCUAGAAAUGAUGAAAAUGGCACCAGUAAACCAGUUAGUAAACUAACACUUCUAACUAAUCAUCUAAAGCCUACUAAAAUUGACAAUCAACGCCUAACCACUGCUGUUGAACAUCUUCAUGAUAAUCAUCAUCAUCAUCAACAACAAAAACAUUUACAAUCAAAACCAACUGAAUUCAUCUCUGAACCACGUCUUGAAACAAUGACUUAUGAAGGACCAAUGUGUUCUUUGAAAGAUCCAAUCAUAAUUAAUACAUUACAACGUAAAUCAAAAACUACAUUGCAUAAUCAAUCCGAAUCUGUUACAUUGGCUAAUUCUCAAUCAUCAUCUAUUAAUAAACAAAAUUCUCAACAACAACAACCAAUUACAAAUCAACAUAAUACAAUACAACCAAUAGUUGUCACUGAACGUCAAACACUUUCAUCAAAAGAUAUAUCUGCGCCAUUAUUACAAGCAACUACAUAUAAUGAAAGUUUAUCAGAUUUAGAAACAGCCAGAUUGAGAUUAACAUCACAGAAAGAGUUUGAACUUUGAUUUAUCAUUAUUAUUCUCUGUUUGUUUGUGUAUGUGUCGUCUACCGAUUGAUAGGUUUCUCAUAUUGUUGUUGUUGAUCUGUUUACAAUUCCAAUCUCUAAUCUAAUCUAUUCCUGCAAUAUAUCUUGUUCUAUGCUUCUUCUCCUUUUUUUAUACUCUUCAUUCCAGUGAAAAAAAAAAACUAAUACAUAUAUAUUCACAAUAAUCAAGCAGAAAUAUCUCUAUAUACACUAAUGAUCUGAUAAUGUGAAAGUCAGACAACAUAUUUACAUGUUAAAAAUUACGUCAUCACUAUUAUUAUUGUUAUUAUUACUAUUUUAACCAAAUGUGAUAUUCUAGUCGUGUUGUUCUUUUCUUCUUUUGUUGUUGUUGCUUUGUUUUAUUUUCUUCUAUUUAAUUUUAAAUUUGUAUUUUAUCUGAUUAACAAUGAACUUUGUUUAAAUCGAUUGACACAAGUUCAGUCAUUUAAAAGUAGUGAAUAUUCCAGGUUGACUUCAACUCAGGCUAAUUAAUAUUAAUAUGGAUGAAUGAAUUAGUUUACAUGGAAAAAUAAUUCCAUUCUCUCUCUGUGUGUGUGUGCGUGCCUAUGCUUGUGUGUACUCUUUUUUUUUAUAUGUGAUGAUUUUGUUUGGUUGUUAGUCGUCGUAAACAACGAAUAUUUUUUUUUGUAAUUGUAGUAGUAGUAGUGUUAGUAGUAAAU
Molecule: messenger RNA, 4584 nt
Organism: Schistosoma turkestanicum
Lineage: Eukaryota; Metazoa; Platyhelminthes; Trematoda; Strigeidida; Schistosomatidae
Source: the annotation of a GenBank genome assembly